AUGGGCCUCCUUGCCCUCGGCACGCCGCUCGACUGGCCCGAGACUAAGCCUCUCGCAGAGCACAUUCGUGACCAUGGCAUCACCCAGUUCCUCAACACAUGGAAGCGAUGGAAGGACAGGUCCGGCGAGGGCCUGCUGUGGGGCGAUGAGAUUGAAUACCUCGUUGCGUCUGUGGACGAAGCCGACCACGCCGUGCGCCUGUCCCUGCGACAGAGCGAGAUUCUGAAAAAGCUCGAAAAGGUGACCUGCGAUCCCAAGCUGGCUGCCAUGAAGCCUGCUGGGUCCAAGGCCAUGCCCGUAUUCCACCCAGAGUACGGCCGCUUCAUGAUCGAGUCCACACCCGGUGCCCCAUACACCGGCUCGCCCAAGGACCUGGUCACUGUCGAGGCGGACAUGCGGUUCCGUCGACAGAUCAUCCGUACCCACCUCCUCGCCAACGAGCUGCCCAUCACGCUCACGUCGUGGCCCCGCCUCGGCGCCGAGACGCAGUUCACUGACCCGCCGACGUUUGCCGAACCCACAGAGUCGUCGUCGCGCAGCCAGUAUGUCGGCCAGCUCAUCACCAACCCACAUGCCCGUUUCCCGACCCUCACGGCCAAUAUCCGCCAGAGGCGCGGAUCGCUCGUCGACAUCCGUGUGCCCUUGUACAUUGACAAGAACACCGAGCUGCCGGAAGGAGCAAAGGCGCCGCUGUCGACGGGCCUCGCCGGUCCCGCAAAGCCCGAGCCGGGCACCCCGUACAUCCACAUGGACGCGAUGGGUUUCGGCAUGGGAUGCUGCUGCCUCCAGAUCACCUUCCAGGCAUGGAACGUUGACGAGGCGAGGCAGAUGUACGACGCGCUUGUCCCCGUCGCCCCCAUUAUGCUCGCGCUUACUGCUGCUGCACCCGCGUUCCGUGGACGCCUCGCCGACGUGGACGCGCGAUGGAACGUGAUUGCCGCGUCGGUGGACGACCGUACCGAGGAGGAGCGUGGCCUCAAGCCGCUCAAGGACGACAAGUACAAGCUUCCCAAGUCGCGCUACGACAGUGUGUCGCUGUACAUUGCCAACGACGCCCGCAACAAGCCCGAGUACAAUGACAUUUCGGCGCCGAUCAACCAGGCUGUCCGCCAGCGACUGCUGGACAAUGGUCUCGACGACAAGCUCGCCUCGCACGUCGGCCACCUGUUUGUCCGCGACCCGCUCGUGCAGUUUUCCGAGACGAUUGACCAGGACGACGUCGAGUCGAUGGACCACUUUGAGAACAUUCAGUCGACCAACUGGCAGACGGUGCGCUUCAAGCCGCCACCUGUCAACAGCGACAUUGGAUGGCGUGUCGAGUUCCGACCCAUGGAGAUCCAAAUGACCGACUUUGAGAACGCUGCGUUUAGCAUCUUUAUCGUGCUCUUGUCGCGUGCGAUCAUUUCAUUCAACCUCAACUUUUACAUGCCCAUCUCGCAGGUCGACGAAAACCUCCAAAAGGCCCAGCAGCGCAACGCGGCCCGCGCCAACACGUUCCACUUCCGCCGUACCGUCUUCCCUCACGACCUGAGCACGUACGACCUCGAGUCGCGUCCCGUGACCCCGCCCAACGUGACCACCCCUCCCAACGGCGCUGCCAACGGUACCCACCCGCACAAGCACCACCACGUCGACCCGCACGGCCUCGCCAACGGGCUCAGCAAGACGCACCUCGACCGUGUCAACGGCACCACCACCCCUGCUACGAACGGCUUUGCCAACGGUAACGGCAAGGCGGCCGCCAACGGCAAGGCGAACGGACACACGCCGGGCCACUUGCGGCACCAGUCGAGCUUUUCGUCGUGUGCGUCGUUGCGCGAGGAGGACGACUCGGGACCCGAGGUGGUGGCCAUGACGCUGGACGAGGUGAUCAACGGCCGUUCAGACGGGUUCCCGGGCCUCAUGGGCGUGGUCAACGCCUACCUGAACAGCAUCAACGUCGACGUGGUCACCAAGUGCGAGAUCAGGCGGUACCUCGACCUGAUCAAGAUGCGUGCGCGCGGCGACCUGGUCACGCCCGCGACGUGGAUCCGCGAGUUUAUCACGUCGCACCCGAGCUACGCGCACGACUCGCUCGUGACCGACGACAUCCAGGCCGACCUGGUCAAGGCCGUGGACGAGCUGGAGCGCGGUGUGCGCCCUGCUCCCGAGCUGCUUGGCGAGGACUAUGUGGGGAGUGGACCGAGUGGGUGCCUCUAG
This is a messenger RNA of Apiotrichum porosum, 2199 nucleotides long. RefSeq lists its product as uncharacterized. Gene Ontology annotation, biological process: glutathione biosynthetic process. Bases 1 to 2199 code for a protein of 732 amino acids. The record is from RefSeq and is a predicted model, not a curated record. Gene Ontology annotation, molecular function: glutamate-cysteine ligase activity. Lineage: Eukaryota; Fungi; Basidiomycota; Tremellomycetes; Trichosporonales; Trichosporonaceae. Gene Ontology annotation, cellular component: glutamate-cysteine ligase complex. The transcript is spliced from 4 exons.